This is a messenger RNA of Peromyscus eremicus (cactus mouse), 800 nucleotides long. RefSeq names its product cystatin 8 (gene Cst8). The coding region runs from base 287 to 715 and encodes 142 amino acids. NCBI's taxonomy places the organism in Eukaryota, Metazoa, Chordata, Mammalia, Rodentia, Cricetidae. The transcript has 5 exons. Gene Ontology annotation, molecular function: cysteine-type endopeptidase inhibitor activity. Gene Ontology annotation, cellular component: cell surface; extracellular region; cytoplasm. The record is from RefSeq and is a predicted model, not a curated record.
GGGCCUCAAGGUCAGGACUUACAGAGCUGCCUGGCCAGGACAUAAGUGUGAGCUGAGAGUGCCAGAGACCCAGAAGAACCACAAGCUGGAGUGACCAGAGUAAAGAAGGAGUCCAGCAGGACAAGCAGCCUCCUUGAAUAUGCUCAGUGUUUCUUAAGGAACACAUCUUCCCAUUGCAAGGCUCUGUUGCCCCCAAUUUGACAGACCUACAGCGGCUUCUGCGGCUGUUCCAGGGCAGCUCAAGCUCCAAGAGGACACACCUCCUGUGCCUUUUCACCAAGGGACCAUGACAAAAUACUUGUGGCUCUUCAUGCUCAUCCUCAUCAUCCCAGUGGCUCUGGCAGUUGGUGUGGAUCAAUCUAAGAAUGAAGUGCAGGUGUUGAGGUACUUUGAAUCCAUCAGUACCUCGAAUGCCAAUGUGAAGCAGUGUGUAUGGUUUGCUAUGAGAGAAUACAACAAAGGAAGUGGGGACAAGUACGUCUUCCUUGUGGACAAGAUAUUGCAUGCCAAGCUUCAGAUCACAGACCGAAUGGAAUACCACAUUGCCGUUCAGAUCUCCCGCAGCAAUUGCAAAAAGCCUUUAAACAAUACUGAAAACUGCGUCCCUCAAAAAAACUCCAAACUGGAAAAGAAAGUCACCUGCAGCUUUUUGGUAGCAGCUCUUCCCUGGAUUGGCGAGUUUACCCUGUUGAACCAAGAAUGUAAAAAUAUCUAAGGGUGUCUUGAAGCAUCCCUCCCACUUCUGGGUCUGCCUUUCUCUGUGAUAAAAGAGAAGCAUCAGUUCAAGGCUGUCACCAACA